Messenger RNA from Pseudo-nitzschia multistriata, 2209 nucleotides. The record is from the annotation of a GenBank genome assembly. Lineage: Eukaryota; Bacillariophyta; Bacillariophyceae; Bacillariales; Bacillariaceae.
AAGGGCUUGAAAAUUUGGAUGUAACCAAACAAUUCGAAUGGCUACCGUAGGUCCCGGAUACGAUUCCAAAUUGUUGCUUCAAACUUCCAAAGAUCACAUCAGAGCUUUUGAUUUUURAUUUCUUCAUGUUCUGCUCACGUCUUUUCCCUGCAUAUCUGUUGCGAAUUACAUCACGAAACUGCCUUAACGGAUACAGAAGUUUUCGAAUGGGAAUUUUUCCUACUGAUAUUGUACAGAAUUGAUGCUAAGAAAACUUGUUUCCGAAAAAAAAUAAGGAAGAGAGACAAGCAAUCGCUUCACAAUCCAAGUCCUCAUUAGUCUCACAAUUUAUUUGCCGAGCAAUCCAAAAAGCAAAAAUCCAAAGCCUAAACACAACGAUUAUAUCGUAAUUUUUUCGACCAACCCAAACGAAUUUUUGAUACAACCAUGUCCGAAGCUGAAGUUGACACCGGAGCUCCCGUAAGUACAAWAAAUGUUCCAAUACUGAUUCACUGACACACUCUACAUGGUUCAAGCUUAUUCAUUCCUCAUCUCUCACCCAUUAUCGCAACAAUUAUUUACGUUCUUGCAGCAAGAGUGGAAGAAAUACUCUGAGUACUUCGUCGAAGUCGAUCCAGACCAAGACGACAAAGCCAAGGAAAUCAAACUUUGUUCCAUUGCUCGACCUCAUAUGAGAGCAUUCCACUGCUCCUGGUGGGGAUUUUUCAUUGCCUUCUUCAUCUGGUUCGCCAUCGCCCCUCUUCUUUCGGAAAUCAGAGACGACCUCGGAUUGACGAAGCAAGAGAUUUGGACUUCUUCGAUUGUCGGUGUCGCUGGAACCAUCUUCAUGCGAUUCAUCCUUGGUCCUGCUUGUGAUAAGUACGGUGCCCGCAUCCCUAUGGUUGCUGUAUUGUGUUUCGCAUCCAUCCCUACUGCCCUCACCGGAACUGUCAAGACCGCGACUGGACUUGCCAUUCUUCGUCUUUUCAUCGGCUCUGCUGGAGGUACUUUCGUCAUGUGCCAAUACUGGUCUUCUCGUAUGUUCUGCAAGGAAGUUGUCGGUACCGCCAACGCUCUCUGUGGAGGAUGGGGUAACCUUGGAGGUGGUGUAACCCAACUCGUCAUGGGAUCGGCUCUUUUCCCUCUUUUCAAGUACUUCUUCGACGGAGAUGCAUCGAAGGCAUGGAAGUGGGUCAGCAUCGUUCCCGCCGUUGUUGCCUUCGGAACCGGUGUUAUGAUCUAUUAUGUUUCCGAUGAUGCCCCCAAGGGAAACUACAGCGAAUUGAAGAAGCAUGGACAAAUGGCCGAUGUUUCGGCUGCUGCUUCGUUCCGUCAAGGUGCAGUCAACUUCAACACUUGGAUUCUUUUCAUCCAAUACGCAUGCUGCUUCGGCGUUGAAUUGACAAUGAACAACGCUGCCGCUCUUUACUUCAAGGACAAGUUCGGGCUCUCYACUGAAUCCGCCGCCGCCAUUGCUUCUAUCUUUGGAUUCAUGAACUUGUUUGCACGUGGACUCGGAGGAUUCAUGUCCGACAAGGGUAAUCAGUACUUGGGAAUGAGAGGACGUAUUGCAUCACAAACCAUCUGUUUGAUCAUCGAGGGAGUUCUUGUUUUGGUCUUUGCCCAAACCAACUCUCUUGGAGCCGCUAUUGCUGUUAUGGUAUUCUUCUCUCUCUUUGUCCAAGCCGCCGAAGGUACUUCGUACGGUAUUGUCCCUUAUGUCGACCCACCUUCUACCGGAGCCAUUUCUGGUAUUGUUGGAGCUGGAGGAAACACGGGAGCCGUCUGCUUCGGACUUGGCUUCCGCAACUUGGCAUACAAGAAAGCCUUCAUGAUYAUGGGAUUCACCAUCUUGGGAUCMWCURUCUUGUCUCUUGGCAUCAUUAUCAAGGGACACUCUGGACUUGUGUGCGGAAAGGAUGCACCCAAGGAAGAAGCCCCAACCGAAACUCUUGCCGUCCCCGUCAAGGAGAACGAGGCAACCGACGAUGUCAACGCYGAAGAGUAAACAAAUGGAAACGAGCCGCCGAGCCUGUUCAAUUUUGUGCUAAUSUAUAUACAGCCAYCGUUCGUUAUCACAAWCCAAUUUCAGUACGGUGCAWGAUUGUUUCUCCAACGCCCGCCCGCACCCAAAUUUUGCUGAGCUAGUACUUCUACUCAUUUUACAUUUAUGUCAAUUUUAUCAAUCAAUAGUGAAACCUUUAUUUACCAAUAAAAUCUGCCAUAUCUU